AUGUCGGCUUCAUUUUAUACUCCAUUGAAAGAGAGCGAAAUACGAGUUCUCGAGAUAUUACCAUCCGAAGAUUUCUCCGAGACCAUCAACACUACCUGUCGCAUUAUCUUUCUGGCAUCUGAUACUUCUACUGAGGCCUAUGUUGCAUUGUCAUAUACAUGGGGAGUGCCUAAUAAUACUUCCUACAUCCGCGUCAAUGGUUACGAACAUAAAGUCACUCCCAAUUUAGAGUCAGCUUUACGGCAUCUAAGAGGCGACAAGAACAAGAUUGUUAUUUGGGUGGAUGCUGUUUGCAUCAAUCAGAAUGACAUUCCCGAGGGAGAUAGACAACUACAAAUGAUGGCGGACGUCUACAAGAAAGCUGAAAUGGGGCUUUCGUGGUUAGGGGAGGAGUCUGAUGAUAGCUCUUUGGCGCUCAGAAUGAUCCAAAUAUGGGCCUCAUUUUCGAUGGAUAAGCAGUUACUAGAUUGCCGCCUACGCGAAUUCUUCGAAAGCAAAUUAGAAGAUGAAAUACUCAUGCCAAAAUCUAUCACCGCUCUUAACAAUCUACUACGCAGACCAUAUUGGAAGCGAGUCUGGAUACAGCAAGAAGUUGCCCUACCUCCCAUAGUUACGAUGCAAUGUGGGCAUGAAUGUCUAUCAUUUGAUGUAUUGAGUGAUUUUACUUGCACAAUAUCAAUAAUUCGACUUAUUUGCUGGAUGUCUAGCUAUAAUUGGCUUAAUCCUGACUUGAUGCCUAAGGAGAUGGAUUUCGCACCAUUGUUUAAUUUGUACAUUUGCCGAAAAUCAAAAUUGGUUGAUUGUACGAGAGACAAAACUUCAUCAUUAUUGAUUAAUCUUUCGUUAUCUCCAAUCCUCAAAAGCACUGAUCCGAGGGAUCACAUUUACGCACUUCUUGGACUUCCUCGUCUCGAAAAGUAUCGAUCGCUUCUUAGCCCAAGCUAUAACAAGUCAGUUUCACAGGUGUUUUCUGAAGCUGCCCGUAUCAUGAUUGAGGAGGAGAACAGUCUGCAGCCUAUAGCUAUCGCUUGCAGCUUAUACCGCCCGGACGUUUCACUGCCAUCUUGGGUGCCUGACUGGGCAGCUCUUAGACACAGAUCCGCUCGUAGCAGACUUGGGGGGGAAAUUCUUGGCCCUGUAGCUAACUUAUCUGAUUUCGUCAGUUUUUCAGCGGAUGGACAAAUUCUAUCAGUCACUGGUCUUUUACACGAUGAAGUGUCUUUUUUGAAGGGAUGUUUUACCACUACAUCAAUGAUGAGUCACGGCGAGUGGAAAGUUUUAUCUGAUCUCAAAGAUAAUUCGUUACCAAAUGGUCUCCCGGUCUUAGAGGCUGUAUUUCGUAUUUUCGUGGGAAUAAAUGCCAACGCUACCCUUGAUUCUUAUCGGAGAGAAAACAACUCAAAGUUUACCUUCGAAGCUACAACCUUUGCGGCGAUAAUGUGCGACGGAACAAAUCUGAUGAGUAUGCUUCAGAUCCUUCUCGGUCAAGAUUUACCCAAACCCCCAGAAAUUGAUCAAUUUAACGUAGCACCAGCCUUCGAGAAAUUUUUACAGCUAUCUGGCCGAAUGUUUUUCGUGACAAAGAAUGGGACACUAGGGGCCGGGCCUCCUGAUUUGAUUCCAGGGGACAAAAUAUUCCAUUUGAUCGGGUGGCCUGAAGAUUUUAUCCUACGAAAGGUCAACGAACAUUAUCGCCUGAUCGGGGAUACCCGGAUUGCUCGGGCAGAACUUCCUCCAUAUUCUGAUGGUGGUUAUGAGACUGUUGAGAUUCACUGA
This is a messenger RNA of Botrytis sinoallii, 1776 nucleotides long. RefSeq lists its product as uncharacterized. The record is from RefSeq and is a predicted model, not a curated record. The transcript has a single exon. The coding region runs from base 1 to 1776 and encodes 591 amino acids. NCBI's taxonomy places the organism in Eukaryota, Fungi, Ascomycota, Leotiomycetes, Helotiales, Sclerotiniaceae.